Messenger RNA from Symbiodinium sp. CCMP2592, 399 nucleotides. The record is from the annotation of a GenBank genome assembly. NCBI's taxonomy places the organism in Eukaryota, Dinophyceae, Suessiales, Symbiodiniaceae.
AUGCCCGCUUGCUCGCAGGCCGUCCUAAACCGUCUGGUCUGUGAGGGGCAUCUGGAGAGUCCGGAUUUCGACCAGUGCAUCGUCAACGACUACACGGGGGGUCAAGGCAUCAAGGCCCACCGAGAUCGUGAGUUCUUCGGCGAGGCGGUGGUGGGCUUCUCCCUCCGCAGCCCGACCAUCAUGGACUUCCGGUGCCUUCGAAGCGGGGAAGUUCGGGCCGUGCUCUUGGAGCCACGGUCGGUUCUCGUUCUGACAGCAGAUGCACGGUGGUCCUGGCAGCACGCUAUCACACCCGCACCAACGCUGCUUUGGCGCGGCUCAACACUGCCUCGAGGGCACCGCACAUCUCUGACUUUCCGCAGUAUCAGCGACCGGAGCGUGAUCGGGGCGGAGCAUUGA